Messenger RNA from Rotaria socialis, 1542 nucleotides. NCBI's taxonomy places the organism in Eukaryota, Metazoa, Rotifera, Eurotatoria, Philodinida, Philodinidae. The record is from the annotation of a GenBank genome assembly.
AUGGCAUGGCGUCGUCUUCGUUGGUGUGUUCGAAUGUCACAAUCGAAAACAGGUCGAAUGAUUAUCAUGCUUAUUUUAACAGCUGGCAUAGCUAUAACUGAAAUUGUCUAUGGAAUUCGCACUCGGUCCCAAUUACUUAUUGCUGAUGGACUCUUUUCAUUUGCUGAAGGUGUUGCAUUAGUUGGUUCACUUGUUGCAUUACGCUAUGCAAAAGCGGAACGUUUAGAUGCUAAAAAUACUUUUGGAUGGGCUCGUUUAGAAUUACUUGCUGGUCUUCUACAAGAAGUUCUCCUAUUGUCCUUAUCAUUUUCAAUUAUUGUUGAUUCUAUUAAUAAAUUAAUCAAUCCCAUUCAUAUUGAAGAUCCAUCUGCUAUGAUUUAUUUAGGCACAGUUGGAUUUUGUAUUGGUUUAUUAGGGUUAUUUUUAUUUCGUGGUUAUCACCAUGAUCAUAAUAUCGGCGAUGAAAUUGUCGAGCAGAAAAAAAAUGAUUUUCUCGAUAGUGUCUAUGAUACAUUACGAACUCUUCAUGUGAAUCAUGCAAAUCCAGAAUUAUCAUUAGUUGAGCAGAAAAAUAUUUCAAUAAAAACAACAUUAGCUAUUAGCGAAACAUCAUUAAACAUCAAUGAACAAAGAACAAAACGACAUAAAUCAAUUUUACCAUCAUUAAAUGACACAUAUACAAAUGCGUUUCUUGUUGCUGAUAAAACUCAACCAGAAUCGAUCAAUUACAAUGAGCAAUACUUACGAGCACAAGAUAAUACAUCCGAUGAAUUAAAUCGUUUAACAGCUAAAAGUGCAGAAUCAGCAGUACCGUCAACAUUGGUUUUAGAAGAAGAUAAAAUAGUAUUAGAAAAUGAUUUUGAAGAAUCAAGAGUUUAUGCAACACUUCAUGCUCUCUGUUUGCAUUCAUUGGCUGUUGUUCUGGAAUCAUCUAUUGUACUUAUUUCUGGUCUAUUAAAUAAAUUUGUUCCAAAUAGAGAUCCAAUAACGAAUCAACCAAUAAAUGUCUGGUUAAAAUAUAUUGAUCCCUCACUAACAUUACUAAUGGUAAUAAUAAUAGCGAUUAAAGCUAUUCCUGUCAUAUGGUCACUUGGCCAUAUUCUUGUUGAAGCUGUUCCAUCCGGUAUUAAUACUGGUCAAUUAAUUCAGACAAUUAUGAAAGCAAUUCCUCAAAUAUGUGCCGUACACAGUGUACAUGUUUGGAGAGCAACAGCGCGCGAUGUAUUUGCAACAUUUCAUGUUGUCUGCGAUGAAGAUUUACCAUUAAGUACAUGUCGAGAUUUGUUUAGUCGACGUCUGCAAAAAAUAUUUGAAACACAUUGUAUUCGUCAUUUUACAAUACAGUUUGAAUAUGUGAAACCAGGUGAAAAUGUGAAUAAAUGUGCAUAUGGUACUCGACGACGGCGCCAUCGUGGCCAUCAAUCAAGUUCCGAAGAUGAUACUAGUGUUGUAGUUCAAUCACAGGCUGAUCUACGUAUGGACUCAUUAAAAACAAAUCAUAAUGGUCACAAUUCAAUUGUAAUAGCUCUACACAACCAAUAG